UUAAUCUGUGAAGCAUUUUUUUGUUGGUGUUAGAGUGAACAGUGCAACAUACAUGCAGUUUGAUUGAUUAAUUGAUGUGUGACAGGUAUGACAGAAACCUCAUUGAAGCUCAGAACUGGGGUGUAAAGAAAGGCUCAAUUGUAGGAGUGUUUCAAGGAUACCUGUGGUGCAUCAUCUUUCUGUGUUAUGCCUUGGCCUUUUGGUACGGGUCUAAACUAGUCAUUGACACCAAGGAACUGACUCCAGGGAGCCUAAUUCAGGUUUUCUUUGGAGUGCUGAUGGCAGCUAUGAACCUUGGCCAGGCCUCACCAUGUCUGGAGGCCUUUGCUUCUGGUCGGGCAGCAGCAAAAACUAUUUUUGAAACAAUUGAUCGGGAACCAGAAAUUAAUUGUUUCUCAGAUGAUGGACAUAAAUUAGACAAAGUCAAGGGAGACCUGGAGUUCCACAACAUCACCUUCUUUUAUCCGUCUCGGCCUGACGUUAAGAUUUUAGAUAACCUGAAUAUGCAGAUCAAGGCGGGAGAAACGACUGCUUUUGUUGGUCCGAGUGGAUCUGGAAAAAGCACCACAAUUCAACUCAUUCAAAGAUUUUAUGAUGCAGAGGAAGGAACGGUGUAUUUGGAUGGCCAUGAUAUUCGCACAUUAAAUAUCCAGUGGCUUCGUUCUCUCAUUGGUAUUGUGGAGCAGGAGCCAGUGCUGUUUGCCACAACUAUUGCUGAAAAUAUACGAUAUGGCCGGCCUGGAGUAACCACGGAAGAAAUCAUCCAAGCAGCAAAAGAGGCCAAUGCUUAUAACUUUGUUAUGACUCUCCCACAGAAGUUUGACACACUAGUGGGUGAAGGUGGAGGCCAGAUGAGUGGAGGACAGAAGCAGAGGAUUGCAAUAGCUCGAGCUCUCAUCAGAAACCCUAAGAUCCUGCUCCUGGACAUGGCCACAUCAGCCCUAGAUAAUGAGAGUGAAGCUGUAGUCCAAGAAGCUCUGGAUAAUGUACGUGCAGGAAGGACAACCAUCUCCAUAGCCCACCGUCUCUCCACAAUCAGAAAUGCAGAUGUGAUUGUCGGAUUUGAACAUGGACGUGCUGUGGAGAGAGGAACGCACAGCGAGUUACUAGAAAAGCAAGGUGUCUACUUCACGCUUGUGACCCUGCAGAACCAAGGUUCAUCCAACACACCAAAUGAAGUCAUCACUGAGCCAAAUGAGGAUGAAUUUGAUCUAAAAGUGGAGAGUUUUAGACAUGGAAGUUGUAGAUCUACCAAAAGGUAAAACAGAUUGUACACUUCAAUGAGAUUAGCACUAGAUUAUCAACAAAUAAUUGAUCUUCUCAAUCUCAAGCAGCAGGAGCUCUGUGCGUCUGCGAUCUCAAAGCCAACUGUCAAAUGACUUUGUCCCAGAUGCAUUGUCUGGAAGCUUCAUGAUCCCUUCAGAUCUCCAGAUAACACCUAAAAAUGUGACUGAGGAAGGCCCUGAAGAGCAUGAAGAGCCAGCUCCAGUUGCACGCAUCCUGAAGUACAACCGACCAGAGUGGCCGUACAUGCUGUUGGGAUCACUGGGAGCUGCAGUCAAUGGCUCUGUCAACCCCAUCUAUGCAGUCCUGUUCAGCCAGA
Molecule: messenger RNA, 1603 nt
Organism: Xiphophorus hellerii (green swordtail)
Lineage: Eukaryota; Metazoa; Chordata; Actinopteri; Cyprinodontiformes; Poeciliidae
Gene: abcb11a
Product: ATP-binding cassette, sub-family B (MDR/TAP), member 11a
Exons: 9
Coding region: 75-1262 (395 amino acids)
Biological process (GO): oligopeptide export from mitochondrion
Cellular component (GO): mitochondrial inner membrane
Molecular function (GO): ABC-type oligopeptide transporter activity; ATP binding; ATP hydrolysis activity
Source: RefSeq, a predicted model, not a curated record